AUGGGUUGGGGCGGCGGCGCCCGGUCGCUGUUGGUGCGCCACUUGCAGCCCACCCUGACCUACUGGAGCGUGUUCUUCAGCUUCGGGCUGUGCGUGGCCUUCCUGGGGCCCACCCUCUUCGACCUGCGCUGCCAGACCCACAGCUCCCUGCCUCAGCUCACCUGGGUCUUCUUCGCCCAGCAGUUCUGCCUCCUGCUGGGCAGCACCUUGGGGGGGGUCUUCAAGAGGACGCUGGCCCAGUCCCUGUGGGCUCUCUUCACCUCAUCCCUGGCCAUCUCCCUGGUCUUUGCUGUCAUCCCCUUUUGCUUCAAUGUGGUGGUCCUGGCCAUUGUCAUGGCGAUGGCCGGCCUGGCCAUGGGCUGCAUUGACACCAUCUCCAACAUGCAGCUGGUUAAGAUCUACCAGAAGGACUCUGCCAUCUUCCUCCAGGUUCUCCAUUUCUUCGUGGGAUUUGGGGCCCUGCUGAGCCCCCUGAUCGCCGACCCCUUCCUCUCUGAGUCCAACUGCACCCAGGCUAAUGGUACGGCCAACGCCAGCCUCCUCCACCAGCCCCAUAAUCUGUCCCACCUGGAAAUGUCCUCCGAGGGGCUGGUGGUCACCCGCCUGUCCUACGCCUUCUGGAUCAUGGCCCUGAUCAACUUGCCCGUGCCCUUUGCAGUCCUGCUCCUGCUGUACAAGGAGAGGUUGGUUCCCUGCUGUUGGUGGAGAAGCCCCCGGCUCCUGGCCGCGGACGAGCUGGCUCUGGAGACGCAGCCAGCCGAGAAGGACAGCGGAUCUUCCCUGCCUCCCAAAGCCCCUCUGGACCAAGGGCACGACGACCUGUUCAGCUGUUGCCAAAGCCAAAACUUCAAAGGGGCCCCGUAUUCCUACUUCGCCAUCCACAUCGCCGGAGCCUUGGUCCUGUUCAUGACGGACGGGAUCACGGGCGAGUACUCUGGGUUUGUGUACAGCUAUGCCGUGGAAGAGCCACUCUCUGUGGGACACAAGGUGGCUGGUUACCUCCCCAGCCUCUUCUGGGGCUUCAUCACCCUAGGACGUCUCCUCUCCAUCCCCAUCUCCUACAGGCUGAAGCCAGCGACCAUGGUCCUCAUCAACGUGGUCGGCGUUGUGGGGACUUUCUUGCUGCUACUCAUUUUCUCCUCCAGUAUCAUCUUCCUGUUUGUGGGGACGGCCUUCCUGGGGCUUUUUCUCAGCAGCACCUUCCCCAGCAUGCUGGCCUACACAGAAGAUAUCCUUCAGUAUAAAGGCUGUGCUACAACUGUGUUGGUGACAGGAGCAGGCAUUGGUGAAAUGGUACUGCAGAUGCUAGUAGGUUCGAUUAUCCAGGUACAGGGCAGCUACAGUUUCCUGGUCUGUGGGGUGAUCUUUGGCUGUUUGGCUUUUACCUUCUACAUUUUGCUCCUGUUUUUCCACAGGAUGCACCCUAGGCCCUCAUCAGUAACCGGCCCAGACAAGGCAGCUGAGGUGAACAGCUCGGACUUCUCGUAUCAGAGGUAAAUCGCUGGCUGAAUCUUUGCAGCUGGAAAAGAAGAGCCCCAACUCUCUCAGGGCAAAGCACCAUCCACUCAAGAAUGUUGGGGAAGAUCGGGGCAUGAAGCACCGUGAAAUUCAGCCCUGGAUUUUUGGACGGUGUGAAGGCCUGGUGUUGGAGGCGGAAGGGCUCAGAUCAUCUCCAAUGCCUCUUUGACCUUAGACUGACUCCUCUUUCUAUCCAAAUCCCUUGUACUUCCAGGGUUUGAUUUGAGCUCAUUACUUGCUGCCUCCUGAACAGUUCAUAUGUGGUAUGUCUCCCUUGGCAGUCACUUGGGUAAUGACCUGAAACAAUGGAACAGCAAAGUUUUUAGUUAAACAAAAGACACUCAUUGGUAGUUGUCGGUUGGUAUAGAAAAGUGAUUUUUAAAAAUUAACAUGGAUGUAGCGCUUACUUACUGCUGCACUCGACAGCUGUUAGUGUGUUUAGACUUGUUAACAAUUUGGGGCAUGGAAAGAAUCCAGUGGUCUCCUGUGCUGCUGAAGGGAAACCAACCAGUUUGUAGAAACUGUGGGGUUCAUUUAGGUCUCAAAAUAUGAGAAGGUAAAUUCAGUGUGAACUUGAAUCCCAGUGUUUCCAAGAUGUACAAUCCAUGAUUUAUUAACCUGAAGUGAAGAAAGAGAAGUUGGAUGUUUAUUUUUCUCUAGUGUGAAGGGCUGUAGCUGGGAGAUAGAGGUGAAAAAUAAACCCUCAAUCUAUACUGUGUGCCCGCUACAGAGAAGAGCUUCACCCUUAUCACAGAACAUCAAAAUCAGGGCAAGGUCUUUAGCUAAGGAAAAGAUAAGGCUGUUAAAUCAGUGCAAUACAAAAAAGUGGUGCCUGUAGAGAGCUAGAGGUACUGUAUAUAGCAUUUCCAACAAGUACUAUUAACAAGGAAUGUAGCCAUGCUGGAUCAAAAAAUGAGAGUAGGAUAAGUGCUCGAUGUAUUUUUGUAAAGGAAUGAUUUUUACAAUAGCUUCUGAACUGUAUAUUGGUUUAGCUGCAAUUUCUGUAUGUAUGUGUGAGUGCAUAUGUUUAAAUCAAUCAAGCGGUGGUAUUUAUUGAGCACUUACUGUGGGCAGAGCCCUGUACUAAGUGCUUGGUAGGGUGCAAUACAACGGAGUUGGUUGUCACGUUCCCGGCCCACAAGGAAUUACAGUCUAGAGAAAAUGUUCAGAUUAAAGUGAUUCUGGUUCUCAGGG
This is a messenger RNA of Tachyglossus aculeatus (Australian echidna), 2712 nucleotides long. It is a transcript of the gene SLC60A1, whose product is annotated as major facilitator superfamily domain containing 4A. The transcript has 10 exons. Gene Ontology annotation, biological process: transmembrane transport. Bases 1 to 1497 code for a protein of 498 amino acids. Lineage: Eukaryota; Metazoa; Chordata; Mammalia; Monotremata; Tachyglossidae. The record is from RefSeq and is a predicted model, not a curated record.